Messenger RNA from Aureobasidium uvarum, 522 nucleotides. NCBI's taxonomy places the organism in Eukaryota, Fungi, Ascomycota, Dothideomycetes, Dothideales, Saccotheciaceae. The record is from the annotation of a GenBank genome assembly.
AUGCGCCUCUCUCUCUCUCUCUCGGAGCAGNNCUGCUCGAUCGCAUGCUUCAAAAAACACAAAGAGACUCACGCCAACGACCCGCUUAAAGAGCAACCCACCCAGACCACUCAAUCUGUCCAUCCCGCUCAUUCUGCUUCGACUCUGUUGCCUGCCACGAGGAACGCGCUACCCGGAAGUAGCAANAAAAUCGACUUUGCUGGUUUCGAGUCCGACCCAGAGCUUCUGCGACUGCUCUCGAGAUAUCCCAACCUACGCAUCCAACUCCAAAGUGUCUAUGGCCUGACACUGGAACCUCCACCGCAAGAACAGCGCUCAUUCUCCUUCAGGGGCAGAGGCAGGGGCAGAGGAAGAGGUGGCUUUCAACACCAGUCUCACUGGUCACAAGCAAAAGGCGACAAGGAAGCUACAGAGUCUUUCAGAAACAUGAGGACUGCCGAAGGCGACGAUAAAGCUCUGGCUGAGUUUGUCCAGUUGCUCAAGAUGAGAUUUGCUCCCGACACUGACCAUGCUGCCAAUUGA